CUGUCGGAACAAACGCCUGUCGUGUCCAGACGGAGACUGGUCUUCUGUCCCACAAUCCAGUGCCAUGAGACAUUCGCCGCCUCAGACUACGACCGUCGUUGUGAUAACAAUGCAACCUGCCAGAAACUCACUCCUUUGUUGGCCAUGAGAAUCAAGCAAGAACUCAAUGAAUACAAAUUGACUGACAUGGAAGUUCAUGUCGACAGUCGC
Messenger RNA from Phycomyces blakesleeanus NRRL 1555(-), 210 nucleotides. RefSeq lists its product as hypothetical. The record is from RefSeq and is a predicted model, not a curated record. Gene Ontology annotation, biological process: actin cytoskeleton organization. Gene Ontology annotation, molecular function: actin binding. Lineage: Eukaryota; Fungi; Mucoromycota; Mucoromycetes; Mucorales; Phycomycetaceae. The transcript has a single exon. The annotation marks the transcript as partial.